Molecule: messenger RNA, 6512 nt
Organism: Corythoichthys intestinalis (scribbled pipefish)
Lineage: Eukaryota; Metazoa; Chordata; Actinopteri; Syngnathiformes; Syngnathidae
Gene: tead3a
Product: TEA domain family member 3 a
Exons: 18
Coding region: 1-2481 (826 amino acids)
Biological process (GO): hippo signaling; embryonic organ development; regulation of transcription by RNA polymerase II
Cellular component (GO): transcription regulator complex
Molecular function (GO): RNA polymerase II cis-regulatory region sequence-specific DNA binding; DNA-binding transcription factor activity, RNA polymerase II-specific
Source: RefSeq, a predicted model, not a curated record
AUGGCGGGAGUUAUCGGCUCUGUUGGUUCUUUUGAUGAGCUUGUGGAACAGUGGAGCUCGUACACGGAGCGGUUCGGCUAUUUCGUGGAAGCUAAUGAAAUAGCGGAAGAGAAAGUGGUGCCCACGUUUUUGAGCAUUAUUGGGUCAAAGACUUUCAAUUUACUGAGAAACUUGCUUCAACCCGAUAAACCUGGCAGUAAAACGUACAGUCAAAUCGUGGAAACUCUUAAUGGACAUUUUACACCCAAGCCCCUUGUGAUAGCAGAGAGAUUUCGAUUUCUCAGGAGAAAUCAGGAAGAGGGGGAAUGUGCCUACAGUUCUUCACAACUACUAGUCAUCCUGGACAAGAAUGAAGAGGUUUUCCGUGAGGAAUUGGGCAGCAUGAAGGAAAUUACAGUGAAAUUGCACAUUAAACCAGGAAGCAAACCUGUGUUUAUCAAGGCUAGAACAGUGCCGUAUGCUAUUCAUGACAAAGUCGAGGCCGACCUGGGUCUGAGCGGUGGUCAAAAAUUCAGCAAAAUUGACCUCAACCAAGCUUAUCUGCAGAUGCAUGUGGACAAAGAAUCACGGGAGUGGCUGACAAUUAACAUGCACAAGGGACUUUUCAGAUAUUGCAGAUUACCUUUUGGCAUCACAUCUGCUCCUGCUCUGUUUCAACGGGCUAUGGAUCAAAUUUUGAGUGGAUUGCCAGGAGUACAAUGUUACUUGGAUGACAUUCUCUGCACCGGUGCCAACGACGAGGAGCAUCUUCGCAACCUGGAUGCUGUCUUAAAAAGGCUAAGGCAGUAUGGUCUUCGAGUGUGCAAGGAAAAAUGUGAAUUUUUGAGACCAUCGAUGGAGUAUCUCAGAUGCUCUUCUGAAAUAUUUUCCUUCCACCUCUACAUCCUGGGCCAGUAUCUUCCCACACACAAACUGCCAGUGUAUAAAGAAGUGCACCUUCCAGAACAGCAGUCAUACUAUUUCGUCGCGAACUCCUACUUGGCAAUUCCGCCUUUGCUGUCAAAUACAUUGUUUUGCAUCUUGUUCUCGCGAAGGGAGCCCCCCCACCCCCCUUUUCCUCCGUGGGCCGACCGAGAGGCGGCAAAGGAGGCAGGAAAGCCGUCUCAAGGUGUGGCUGGAGCCGUCAUCAUUGCGUCGGAGUGGAGUUGCCGUAGCAGCCCUGACGGGGCGCAGGAGGAAGGUGGCGGCGAUGGAGAAGGACUUGGUGAUGGGGGAGACCGGGCUUUGGACGGUGACCCUGAGGGAGUUUGGAGUCCAGACAUUGAGCAGAGCUUUCAGGAAGCCCUGGCUAUUUACCCUCCCUGCGGCAGGAGGAAGAUUAUACUUUCAGAUGAGGGCAAGAUGUAUGGUCGAAAUGAGCUGAUAGCUCGCUAUAUUAAGCUACGAACAGGAAAAACACGCACGCGCAAACAGGUGUCUAGUCACAUUCAGGUUCUGGCCCGCAAGAGGGUGCGUGAAUACCAGGCGAGCAUCAAGGUCUCUAGUCACCUGCAAGUCUUGGCCAAACGAAAGUCUCGUGAGAUUCACUCUAAGCUGAAGGCCAUGAACUUGGACCAGGUUUCCAAAGACAAAGCACUACAGACAGUGGCCAACCUUUCAUCAGCUCAGAUUGUGUCUGCGAGUGUGAUGAAAAGCCAAGCUACUUUCCCUCCACCAGUCAGGUUUUGGCCCGGCCAUGUGCCAGGACAGCCUGGACAUUCUCAGGACAUCAAGCCCUUUGCACAACCACCAUACACAACACUAGCAGCUCCUGUUCCUGCUCCCAUCAACUAUGAGCCCCUGCCCCCCCCUCGCCCAGCAGCAAUCGCAGCGCCUGUGUGGCAGGACAGAACCAUUGCCUCAGCAAAACUACGGCUUCUGGAGUACUCUGCUUUUAUGGAGACUCAGAAAGACAGAGAGAUGUAUAAGCAUCUGUUUGUGCAUAUUGGCCCAUCCAACCCCAGCUACAGUGACCCCGUACUGGAGUCGAUAGACGUCAGGCAGAUUUACGACAAGUUCUCUGAGAAGAAAGGAGGCCUAAAGGAGCUUUAUGAGAAAGGGCCCCACAAUGCGUUCUUUCUUGUCAAGUUCUGGGCAGAUCUGAGUAGUGAUGUUGAAGAAGGCUCCAGUGCAUUCUAUGGUGUGAGUAGCCAAUACAGUGGAACGGACAACAUCACAAUCAGUGUGUCAACAAAGGUCUGCUCCUUUGGAAAACAAGUGGUGGAGAAGGUUGAGACGGAGUAUGCUCAUUUGGAGGGUGGGAAGUAUGUGUUCCGCAUCAAUCGUUCCCCUAUGUGUGAAUAUAUGAUCAACUUCAUCCACAAACUUAAACAUCUACCAGAGAAAUAUAUGAUGAACAGCGUGUUGGAGAACUUCACUAUACUACAGGUGGUGUCCAACAGAGAGACUCAGGAGACUCUGUUGUGUAUCGCUUUUGUGUUUGAAGUGUCCACCAGUGAACAUGGAGCACAAUACCACGUUUACCGACUAGUUAACGACUAGUACAUAACGGACAUGUAAAGACUGUCUUGUCUGACGAUUAUCACAUCAGUCAACCUUGUUUUAGCUCACUCAUGCAGACUGACACACACAUAAACAGUGUAUGCCUCACCAUUACUGCAAAGUGCCGUCAAGGCCGCAUCCCGCUGUUUUAAACACUAAAGUCAAAACAAUAUGUAAGAAACCCUUUAAUGAUUAGUUGUCUUUGUUAUACAGUUUGACUACUUUUCAGUGUCUUUAAUAAGAACUUGCCUAAGAAUGGCAUGCAUAAAAGAAAACUGAUCAAAAUGUGUUUUAAGGUGGACAUUUGUGAGUGUGGCAAUGCUUUAGAAGGCAGCCCCUUCAUUCAAAGCAUGUAAAAUACGUCAUUGACAUAACCAAUAAGAGUGAAUGAUUAAUUUGAGCUUACCACAGAUGUAGUCUGCCAACCCCUGUUCAAAAGCCAGGUUUUUGUCAUACGAAAAACUGUAAUUUAUAAAUAAAUAAUUGUAAAAUGGAUGUACGAUUAGGCCAAAAUGUCACGAGUAGCCUACUAAAACGUCUAAUCAGAGGCAUUUUUAGUGGUGGCAGGUGUGCAGACUCCCACUUAAAAUUUUAAUGUGAAUUCUGAACAGUUUUUAGAGGGUGCAAUUGCUGUGUCUUUUCAUUUUCAAAAACUGCAUUGUACUCAUAAAUCGAGGUGGGAACCUCUGGAUACAGUACAAUUUGUGAUGUAAGGCACGCGAUAAUGAUUAUCUCACAAUAUGGCAAAAUAGUAUUGGUCAAUACAUGGUUCAGGAAAUCAGUCUAUGAUAUUAUACGAUACUAUUACAAAAACCAAGCUAUUUCAAAAUGGGCGAAAAAAGUUUAUUUUUUGCACUGUCCUGGACAAUCUGUCAGACCGUCGUGUUCCUUACAGACUAUGAGAAUAUUUCAGUGCAACAUUUCUGUAAAUAAAUAUACCAAUGCAAUGAGUUAAUAUAGACACUAUCUAGUUGAGGCUAUUGGAAAAUUUUUGCUAGCAACCUGUUAGUUCCUUUAUUAAACAGUGACGUCAUUUUAAAACGAUAUCUCGAUUCUUGGCGGAAGCGUAUCGAUAACCUUUUGGCAUACAAAGUAUUGCGGUAUAUCACCAUAUAGAUAUAUUGUCACACUCCUAUUCUCAAAUAAGUUGUAUAGGUUGCAACUUUUUGGUCACAUUAAUGACAGGGGAAAUAAUUAACUGCUGUCUUGGUCUCAUUUUGUUCACAAAAACAUGGCAUUUGGACAGGACUGUGUAGACGUUGGAAGCCAUUUUAGUAAGAUUCCCAGCCCCCUCACCCCGCCCUUUAUUCUAUUACUGUAAUCAUAACUACUACAAUAACACUUUUCAGAUGUUGUUUUAUGACACCAUAUCCUGAAUCUGUCAAAUUUAGAGAAGUUAGAAUCGUGACACGUAAAAAGAUGGGAAUUCAUAUCUUGAAUUAAACUGUGAGAUAAGUUGGCCCCUUUAGAUUGGCUUGGAGUAAGAAAAGAUCAAACCUUAAAUGCAAGACUGCUUUAGCCAACAAACUAAUUCACACGAAGGUGUCGGCGUUCUGAAAGAAAGACUGUUUCUUUUGCCUUUGCUACAUUAUUUCUACCUCCGUGUGAGUUGGGAUUCAAUUGUGCUUUCAUAAAGCCCUGACCUGAGGAGCACUGAAAUAUAGGAUGUGUACACUACAUUUUUAAUGGUACUUUUAAAGGCCAAAAUGACUUCAAUAUUAAUGGCCGCCUUUUUUUGUACAUGCAAAUAAUAUUUUUACCAACACAUCUAGGCUUAAUACUCUUAAAAGGAUUAUAUUUGUUUUUUAAUUGUUUGCUUUUGUUUUAUUGUAUGUUAACAUAAUACAGGUACAGUCCAUGCUACAGUCAUCAACAGUGCACUGGGGUAAAGUCCUGUGAACUGACUUUUUUUUUUUUUUUUUUAGUAUUUCUCCUUGGAAUUUCUGACUUUCCCAUUAUUUAGCAACACAUGUUGUUUGACUACAUACCCUUAUUUACUAGCAGGAUUAUCAAUUAUGUGAACAAUGAUGUGUUGUGAUGUGUUUUUUUGUUUGAAUCAACUCGUUCAUAACCACAGUCACUGUGUGGAGCCGUGUGCUGCCAUUUUUGUCAUUUUCUCUUUCACAUUUAUACAUUGAAUACCUGCUUUUUAGGCUAUGGAAAUAAAAUCUUUCAUAGUGUUUACAGGAGCAACAAAGUACAGUACUAGUCUAAUUCUUUCAUAACCUUUGCUUACAAAUGUCCAAACUGAGAAAGAAGUAUGUCUUUUAAUAGUAUAUUUGAAAUCAAUUGUGCAAAUGAGGGGAUUUUAUUCUAAAACAGCAAAGACACUUUUAAUCGCUUGUGCUGGAUGUACUGUACAGAGCAAUAUAUAGCUACUAGGUGGCGCUAUUGCCUCACGUUUACUGAAAGGUCAUUACAGCAAUUCUAUCAACGCAAUUGAUGAAGUAGAUAAGGCUGUGUGUCAGCUGCUUUCUGAGAUAAAUUUGCAUAGUGAAUUUUUGGUGAUCAAUGACUUUGCGCCGAAUAACUUAUUUUUAUGUCAUACACUGGCGUUGCUGCGGUUAUUAAAACAUGUGUCCGUUUUAUACUGUGAGAUUUCCUUAAUUCAACUCGGUGGUGUUGGGCUUUGUAAAAAUGCACUGAAUUUCAAAACUGAAAUGAUAAAUCCCUAUUAGAGGUCGACCGAUUUGGGUUUUUCAGGACUUAUACCGCUUAUUUGUAGUUAGAGGGGCCGACAACCAAUUUUUGGAGCGAAUAUUCAUUUGCUGAAUAGUGUAAAAAAUUGGCAUAAAAACAUUGAAUAAUGCAAACACUGAACUUCAUUGAAAUGCCUAAAGCAUGUUUAUUUGAUCAGAAAAUUGAAAAUAAUAGCUCCAGAAGUGCCUGAUUUUCCUUGACUUGAAAUAUCUCUUAAAAGGUUGAAUAACAGCUUAAAUAAAUAGAUUUCUGAAAAUUUUCCACAGAAAAUUCAAAACAACAAAAAUACAGAGAGUUCUCGGCCUGAGCAGUAUCUCUUGUAAAGUUAAAUAAAAUCUUAGAUAGUAGCUCCCUGGUUUCAUCCCCAAUAAAUAAAAUAAAAUGUCAAUAUAACUGAAUUUAACUUUAAUCCAGUUUUAAAUAGAUUUUUUCAUAUCGGCCUGUUGGAUUUAAAAAAACAAAAUUAAAAAAAAAACAGCCCAUACAGAUAGUAUACUACAUAGGCGGAGUUUGAUUUUGACAUGUUGAUGACCCCAAACAGUGUAAGCAGUCAAAUUAACUUACAAGAUUUAUGCUCGGAUAGUAGCUUAGCCCAUGCUCGUACAUACAGGAAACCCAACUGUGUGUGCAUGCAUGUGUGAGCAUGCGCAUUUUCUAGUGGGGAAGUAGAUGCCGCAUCCUUUUUAACUAAAUAUUCCAGCCAUGAAUAUUCAUAAUAAUACGUUGAAAAUUAGCUUUUUUUUCCCCCAUAAUUUUUAAGGGGAAUUCUCAAUCAGGCUGCUUAGGAAAGCUAUGCUUGGCCAAUAUUGUCGUCCAUUCACUAUGGUACACUCGGUGGUGGCUCUGUUGUACAAUUAACGUCUUUAGUGGGGCACACUGAAACUCUGCUCACCAUUUUGGCGGUGCUCUCUGGCAUUUCCUGGUCCACAUCUUCAAUCCUCGGUUCUCGCUCAGUCAUUGCUAUCGCUUUUGAAAGCUGUGGUUUGAAAAAAUUAUGAAUAUCCAUCUUGCAUCUUUUGUCCUCAGGUGGUUUUCACUAAGCAAAGCAAAUGUCCAUCUAAGGUGCUAGUCAGUUCUAGUGUGCGAAAAGUAAUUUUAACCUAUUAUAAAAAAUAUUGUUUUUGUUAAUUUCAUCCAUUUUUGUUGCUUGUUUUAUUGCUUUUCAAGUUUUAUAGACAACAAUUUUUUGUUAAUUUCAUCCAUUUUUGUUGCUUGUUUUAUUGCUUUUCAAGUUUUAUAGACAACAUUUUACCGGCAAUGUCUUGAUUUUAAAUUCCUAUAUAGGAAAGUCAAUUACAUGCAAUGACAUUUUCGGCCAGCGGUGGGGGGGU